Periophthalmus magnuspinnatus is the source of this 3866-nucleotide messenger RNA. RefSeq lists its product as uncharacterized. Gene Ontology annotation, biological process: positive regulation of transcription elongation by RNA polymerase II. The transcript has 6 exons. NCBI's taxonomy places the organism in Eukaryota, Metazoa, Chordata, Actinopteri, Gobiiformes, Gobiidae. Gene Ontology annotation, molecular function: protein binding. The record is from RefSeq and is a predicted model, not a curated record. Bases 380 to 3262 code for a protein of 960 amino acids.
AUACAGUACAAGUGGUUUAGUGGUGAGUCUAUGGCUGCUCUUUUACACUGACGCCCUCUAGUGGUCAGUGUUCAAAGUGCAGCUAAGUCUGUGGCUGCUCUUUUACACUGACGCCCUCUAGUGGUCAGUGUUCAAAGUGCAGCUGAGUCUGUGGCGCUCUUUUACACUGACCCCCUCUAGUGGUCAGUGAUCAAAGUGCAGCUGAGGUCGCUUUUGGGACACCACACUGAUCACUGACCUCUUGAUUUGUCUCAAACGAUUCCGUAAACAUUUUAAAUAUCACGAUUUAAUGUAUUAUUGCACUCUUUAAUUGCAAUUUUAACAAGGAACGAGGCCUUUUCAAACUCUGAGAAAUCAAUGUUAUUUCUUGCAUGGAGAGAUGUGGUGUUACCAAAAACCGGGCUUUGAGGCCCUGCUUCUCGCAGAGCUGCAGAAACAGCAGCAGUCCAGCCAGUUCUGUGACAUUGUACUCAAAGCAGAUGGAGUGUCAGUGCCAGCUCACAGUUGUGUGCUCUCAGCUAUCAGCUCUCAGUUCUCCACCUCUCUCUCUCAGACGCCUACCCCGACCCAAAAGAGGCUCCUGGAGUUCAGGUCUCUGGGGGCGUGCACACUCCUGCACUUGGUCCGGUUGCUGUACUCUGGGGAGAUGGUUGGGGAGGGUGAGAGGGAGAAGCGUGAGGCUGUUUCUGCUGCUGCUAGACUUGGUAUUCAUGGGCUUGUGGAGGUCUCUCACAUUGAUGGUGAACACAGAAGAGUGCAGGACGAGUGUCUGUACACAGAGGUGGCGGUGCAGACUGACUCUCAGUUAUUUGGGGAAAAUCAGGUGAGGCUUGGAGGGUGGAGGAGAGAGGUGAAAGAUGGUACAACAGUGCUCUGGAGAGAGAGACUGCCCACUUGUGGCACUGAAAUAUGGACACAGACUGAGGACCUGCAAACCAGUAGUCCAUCUUGUUCACAGCCACCUAUCACAUAUGAAACCAUUGACUUAAAUGCACUUCAGAGUCUGGGUCACACAGAACCUCUUCAAAUCCCUUAUGUCCCCAUGUCUGUGGUCUGUCCAAUUGAAGACAGUCACAGCUAUGGACAGUCUUCUGUGUCAGUUGCCACACUGUCCCCUGCUGUGGAUUACUCUUCGGUUCAUAAUCAUGGUUUGCCUAUUUCAAACCAAGCCAUGCCUUGUGCCGCAGAGACUCCACACUGGGGCCAGAACAUGGGAAGAGCUUCGGGGAUGGACGAAUUGGCUGAUGAGGGGUUUCAACAGUUUGAAGGAAAUAUACCAGGAUUCAUAAACUACUUCCUGAACCCUGAACAUGAAAAGGGCUCUAAUAGGAGACGAGGGAGGAGGAGGCAGGGAGUAGGGUUGGGAGGGGCGAGACAAUCUGGGAUGAGAGGAGGACCACGAGGACGAAGAGGACUGACCCAAACUGUGGAUGUACAGGAUGUGGGCGUGAGCAAACUUUCAAAGAUGUACCUUCAGAGGUGGGGCAUGUAUGUGAACAGAACAGGACAGGGGGGCGGAGCGGUUGGGAGAAAGCUAUAUGUGAAAUCCCGAGAGUUUGUGAGAUCUAGGCGAAGUACACUGAGGCAAAAGGGGCGGGGCCUCGAGCGGGAUAUGGACCAGUAUGCAACCAUACGCGUCAAGUCUGAGGCAGCAAGAAGAGGCCAACGCGGCAGGCCAAGGAGAGGGAUCAGUGCACCUGUACAGGAACUGGUUUCUCCUCCUCAGAGGGCUCGGAGGGGUACUAAAUGGCCGACAGCUCAAGGUCCAGAGGAGCAGCCUGAGCACAUCGACCUACUGCUGGAGGAGGUGAUGAUGGGGAUGGACAUUAUACCGAAUAAUAACGCAAAGUCUCAAAUAACUUCGAGCACCUGUCACCAUGGUGCCCCAGCCGCUAUAGAGAGAGAGAAGAGACAGUGUGGCACCACUACACUGGUUGGUAUGGCGUGCGGAGGCAGAGAUCCGCCCAGCUCCGAGGUGCCUGUCCUCCAGCAGCAGAAUAAAGGGGAGCUCACAGACAUCCUGGACCAGUUCCUUCAGUCCUUUGAGUGUCUGGAAUCGGCUGAAGCACAGAGCUCCUCAGAGUCCAGUGAGUCUCACACCAGUGUCAAGCAAUACAGAAAACACAACAUCCAACUCUCACUGCACACGCCUCACUGCUCAGCCACACCGACACCCAUCCGAUUCGACGCGUCCACAACGUCUGAGACCAGUGGCACUGACAGCCCAGUGGGACCAGCACAGAUUUUUGCUCAGCAAAGCAAAAACUCAGAAAAAGCUUGCCCUGCCAGGAAACGACCAGCACGGAGAAAGAGGGACUUUCUGUUCUCUCUGGAGAAACCCAAGACCAAGAAGAGGCCUGCGGGUGGCGCCCUCAACAAAGAGGAGGUGAAGCAGCGCAUUACUAGGCAGCUGCAGCUGAUUCCUGUGGUCAAACUGGAGCGCAGAGACAUACCGCCAGAAAGCAUAAAGGUCCAAGAGCUCAGCCAGAGUGCUGAACUGAGAGCCAAGAAGUCACCCACCCAACUGUGGGGUACCAAGACCUACCCCAUCAGGAGCAGGUUUAAGGAAGCACAGAUUACGGAUGCCAUUCCAUUCCUUGAGGUUCCUCUUUCAAACUACAAAAGUAAAACCACAAAGCAUGGACUUCUUCCUUCUCCAUCUUGCCGGGGCAUUUCUUUGUCGACUGUUGAAGAACAAAUGGAAAGCUAUGAAGACGAGAAUGGAUCAGACAUGAGGGAGCCCGAACAGAGAGGGAGGAAGAGGGCUUCAGACUCCAAUGAGGACAUGAGCAGCAAUGUUGAAGUAAAAAGAAUUUGUCAUAAUUCUGCGCAAAGUACCUCCCAAACGGCAGACACUGAAGUCAUUGAUGUAGAGACAAUCUCGCCAAGCAGUACGAGCAACACAGUGCUAAUAAAUAACACUGGAGAGGCAGAUGUGAUUGAUAAAGAAAAUUCAACAGACACAGAAAACAAUGCAAUUAUUGAUGUGGAAGGUUUGGAGGGGGACUUUAAUGAGACUGGACUCAACAGAGAAGAUCUGGUCCACACAGAGAUGAUCUGCUCUCUCAGAGCAGACAUUGUCACUGCAGGAAAGCCUGAAGAUUUGGACAAUGACAUUGAUGUGAUUGGCGGCUCAAGUCCCGCCCCCUCUCCAGUGUUCCUCAGCUGGACAGACUCCUCAGAGGCAGAGGAGGACACAGAGGCAGACACUCUGGACCAACAGGCAGUGGCGUUGCCUAAAGAGCGGCUAGUGCCAUCUUAAACGCAGCCUUAAAGCUAGUCUGUGUACUUAUUGCUUCACUUUUGUCUUUUAUUGUUCUGUGCUCUUGUGCUUUAAAACCUUUGAUUUAAUUUAACUGUUACAGUUCAUUGGAAGGGUUAAUCACUAAUCAUCGGUUUAUUAGUUUAACAUCUUUUAUGAGUACCCGGUUCAUUUUUCCUGUUAACUUAAGGAAAAAUAGAAAAGCUUCACUUAAUCUGUCAAAUGUGACAGAUUUCAUGUUUUAUUAGUUUUAAACUGUUUUGUCAAAGAAAAUAUAGUUUAGCAUAUAGUGUUAAAUGUUUUAAGAUGAAUAGUUUUUAAGUAUCUCACUUAAAAAGCAGUUCUUGCUAGAUGUCCAAUGGGGAAAUGGAUAAAAAAAGUUCAGUUUAACAAUUUUAUGGGAUGUAGUUACAGCAUAAUUUGGCAUCAAAGGAAUCAGGAAAUUUAAUUUAGUUAAUAUGACUAUGUCUGUAUUGGUUGUACAUAUUUGAUUAUGUAACUCUGUUCAAAGUUUAUAAUUGUUCUCUCUUAAACUCUUCCUUUCCUUUCAUUGUAAAGUUUUGUCCAGAACCCAAUAAUUCAACAAUAAAUUUCCUUUUCAUUC